Molecule: messenger RNA, 1420 nt
Organism: Peromyscus californicus insignis
Lineage: Eukaryota; Metazoa; Chordata; Mammalia; Rodentia; Cricetidae
Gene: Rcvrn
Product: recoverin
Exons: 3
Coding region: 424-1032 (202 amino acids)
Molecular function (GO): calcium ion binding
Source: RefSeq, a predicted model, not a curated record
AAAAAGGAACAUGCCCUAGGUUAAGUGGCAGAGCUGGAAUUUAAACCCAGUUGUCUCAAGCCCCCAAAUCCCUAACCACAGCCUUAUAAGGUUCUGUGGGUGCCCCUGGGAUGGGGGAACACACACAGGGACCAGAAUGACUCUUCCAGGACUUGAGUGCAGAAGAAUGCUUGAUUCAAGGGUCCCCACUCUGGUCCUUUCUUCUCAGCAGACACAGAGGAGGUGAGUGACUACCCUUAGCUCUUUAUUUUAAUCUCAGGAGGGCUCUGUGCCCCUCCUCCCUCCAAGGACUGGGAGGAACUGUCUGCAAAUCCCCCCUAAUCCAUCAGCACCUGGGUCUCCACCCUACAGCUGCACACAGCCUCGCUAGCCAGGCGACCACACUUGUCCCUCCCGCCCCCACGCCGCCCACUCUCCCUCACCAUGGGGAACAGCAAGAGCGGGGCUCUGUCCAAGGAGAUCCUGGAGGAGUUGCAGCUCAACACCAAGUUUACCGAGGAGGAGCUGUGUGCCUGGUACCAGUCCUUCCUGAAGGAGUGCCCCAGCGGCCGCAUUACGCGGCAGGAGUUCGAAAGCAUCUAUUCUAAGUUCUUCCCGGACUCAGACCCUAAGGCCUAUGCGCAGCACGUGUUCCGCAGCUUCGAUGCCAACAGCGACGGUACGCUGGACUUCAAGGAGUAUGUGAUCGCGCUGCACAUGACCACGGCGGGCAAGCCCACGCAGAAGCUGGAGUGGGCCUUCUCGCUCUACGACGUGGAUGGCAACGGGGCCAUCAGCAAGAACGAGGUGUUGGAGAUCGUCAUGGCUAUUUUCAAAAUGAUCAAGCCUGAGGAUGUGAAACACCUUCCAGAUGAUGAAAACACCCCAGAAAAGCGGGCUGAGAAGAUUUGGGCAUUCUUUGGAAAGAAAGAGGAUGAUAAACUUACAGAGGAGGAAUUCAUCGAGGGGACCCUGGCCAAUAAGGAAAUUCUACGACUGAUCCAGUUUGAACCUCAAAAAGUGAAGGAGAGGAUAAAGGAAAAGAAUCAGUGAUGGGAACUGCUCAUCUCCUCCCCCACCCCUCACAUAAACACCCGCAGUGUGAGCAUGCUCGUAUGUCAGCAUGCUCGCGUGCACGCACGAGUGGGCACACACACACACACACACACACACACACACACACACACACACACCCUGGGCCUGGAGAGAUGGGGAACCAAACCUCUCCUUGCCAACUAAAGGUCCUUAGCAGGACACGGUUUCUGCUUCCUUUUGUCUUCGGUGACCCUCCCUUCACACCCUACCUGUCUCCUUCUCCUGCCCAGGUAGCCUUGUGAUAAUCCCAGGCUUAGGUCAUAGGAGUCCCAAAUGUCAGCCCUGCUUAAGCUCCUUUGGGGAUUGCUGGGUAAGCAGGUUGCAAUAAAUGCAAAAGGACUGGGCA